CAAGCACAGCCACAGAUGUCUCGACAAAUACAACAGCUACACCUGUUGCAACAUCAACAACAAAAGGAAUCACAACCACUACAUUCAUCUCAGUCGCUGUUCCUGUUGCCACAGUACCUGGUUCUGCCAUCACAAUACCAACUGGAGAACCCGUCACUGUUCCUGUUACUGGUUCUACAACUACAACCACAUCUGUGGCCCCCUCAACUACUGUUUCAAGCACAGCACCAACAUUGGCUAUGACAACUACCAGCACAACUCCAACAACUACUUCUACUACUACGACAACAACUACCACAACGACUGCACAUCUUGCAGUGGUUACAUUACAACUCACCAUACAAGAGGUUUUUGUACCAGCUUUGAGUAAUCCUCAAAGCACAGAAUUUCAAACACUUGCGGUAACCAUUACUUCAGUGUGUGACGUGAUCUAUCGAGCAAAAUAUGGGAUUUUUUUCAUCCGGACGAUUGUCAUUUCAUUCAUACCAGUGUUCCGUUCUCGUAUGGCAGCAGACACACAGGUGGAGCUGGAAGUGGUGUUCAAUGAGACCGCCAUUGCAACUAUCGCUAAUGCAACUAUGCCCAAGGACAUUGACAUUAAAGAUACACUGAAAGAGGCUGUGACCAAUCCAAACUCUACCUUCAACCUCUCUGUGGUUCCAAACUCCAUCACUAUUAUCAGGGUCCCAAAUACAUCCACAGGUGCCACCACAAUUACAACGGCUACUCCUGUCAUCACAACCGUUGUCCCAGCUGCUCCAACCACUACAACUGCUGCUGCCACCACUACCUCUGUGGCCACAAAUACACUCACUACAGUGUCUGUGGAGUUCACGUCCAAAGGAGAAACAUUUAUCUCCGACCUAUCAACCUCAUCCUCUCAGGCCUUUCAAACUCGAGCAUCACUGAUUAAAACACAGCUUGAACCUUUCUAUCGAUCAGCUUUCGCCUCUUUCAACAGUUUGACAGUAAUAAAAUUCAGAAAUGGAUCAAUCAUUAACACCAUGAAGUUAGCAUUUAGCUCCUCCGCUGUGCCAAAUUCCAAGGAAAUUGGCACCGUUUUGAUAAAGGCUGCACAAAACAUCACAGCUUUCAACAUCAACCCCACGUCAGUUACUGUCAGCGGUGAAGUUGUGACCUCAAGUGGAAUAAGCAGCAAGACCAGUCUCUUCACUGCUUCCUGUCUGGUGGUGUUGUCGCUGCUGCUGUCAAGCUAGUCUCAGCAGCAAGCAGCAGUAUGAAAUAUCUUAACUUUGAAAAUGUCAUGUCCCCCACUCCCAUCAUAUGUAAUGGCAACCUAUUUAAUCAGUAUUUGUUAACUUAAGUUGAUUCUCAUUAUAGUUAUAGUUAUUAUACUCAUUAUUCAAAUUGAAAUAAACCUAUUCU
Oncorhynchus mykiss (rainbow trout) is the source of this 1386-nucleotide messenger RNA. RefSeq lists its product as uncharacterized. Lineage: Eukaryota; Metazoa; Chordata; Actinopteri; Salmoniformes; Salmonidae. The record is from RefSeq and is a predicted model, not a curated record.